Durusdinium trenchii is the source of this 897-nucleotide messenger RNA. The record is from the annotation of a GenBank genome assembly. Lineage: Eukaryota; Dinophyceae; Suessiales; Symbiodiniaceae.
AUGUGUCACAUCCACAAGCCAGAGGUGACCGUCUUCUACGAGCCGGAAACGCACACCGUAUGCUCCGUCGUGAGAGAUCCCGGCAGCUACAAAGUAGCAGUGGUUGACUCGGUGAUGGGCUUUGACUUUCCAUCCGGAAACACCAGCACUCAGCAUGCUGACCAGGAUUUCAUUCAGCAAAAUAACUUUGAAGUGGAAUGGAUUUUGGAGACUCACGCCCAUGCUGAUCACCUGUCCGGUGCCCCGUACAUCCAGGGAAAGCUUGGUGGCAAGAUUGCCAUUGGCGAAAAUAUCAAGCUCGUUCAGGAAGUCUUUGCAGGGGUCUUCAACUUGGGCCCAGGCUUUCAGAAGGAUGGCUCUCAAUUCGACAAGCUUUUUGCUGAUGGAGAAACCUUCCAGCUUGGUGCCAUGCGUGCGAGUGUCAUUUACACACCUGGACAUACUCCGGCAUGUGUGUGCUAUUUGAUUGGUGAUGCACUCUUCACUGGCGACACCUUGUUCAUGCCUGACUACGGCACUGCACGGUGUGACUUCCCGGGAGGGUCGUCGAAAAUGCUGUACCAAUCCAUCCAGAGGAUCAUGUCACUUCCAGAUGAGACCCGAGUCUUUGUGGGCCACGACUAUCUCCCAAAGGAUGGCCGGAGCGAAUUCGCUUGGGAGACAACCAUUGGGGAGGAGAGACGCAACAACAUCCACAUCGGUGGCGGAACGUCCGAAGACGACUUCUGUUCGAUGCGCGACAGCCGCGAUGCCAUGCUGGCCAUCCCCAAGCUGAUUGUGCCUUCGGUCCAGGUGAAUAUUCGGGCAGGUCGCUUCCCCGAGCCCGAUGCCAAUGGCCAUGUGGCUUUGUCUCUACCGAUCAACAAGCUCACCAACACCGGGACCCUUCAUCCGUGA